Messenger RNA from Rhipicephalus sanguineus (brown dog tick), 2230 nucleotides. Its product is annotated as C-myc promoter-binding protein. NCBI's taxonomy places the organism in Eukaryota, Metazoa, Arthropoda, Arachnida, Ixodida, Ixodidae. Bases 1 to 948 code for a protein of 315 amino acids. The transcript is spliced from 7 exons. Gene Ontology annotation, cellular component: cytoplasmic vesicle. The record is from RefSeq and is a predicted model, not a curated record. Gene Ontology annotation, biological process: regulation of Rab protein signal transduction.
AUGCAGGCAUCUCCAUCGUCCGGUUCUAACGAGACCAGUGACCGUGCCGAGCAUCGCACUCGCCGUGUCACCGUUGGGGAUGCCCCCCUGGGGUUACGAACAGCAGCAGGCCGUCUGGGAUCAACUGAACUGCUGCUAGAUCCACAGUCUGCUGCUGGCACUACGCCCUUGUUCAAGUUGGGAUCAGCAAGUCCGUCCCGGGUGAGCUUGUCUCUAGGGCCAUCCGUGUCCCUGGAUCCAAUGACGGUGCCAUACCUGAGCCCUCUGGUGCUUCGCAAGGAAGUUGAGAACCUGCUGGAACACGAGGGCGACGACUGCCUUCUCAGUGCUGGUUUUGUUGACCACCACCCCAUACUCUACUGGAACCUGAUUUGGUACUUCAAGCGGCUUAGUUUACCAAGCCAUCUUCCAGAACUGUGCCUGCAGGCUGUUUCUCUCCUCAGGGACCGCCAGGUCCCCGAGCAGUGGCAGUCCCUUGAAGGGAAGAUGGUGGUGAUCAGCUGCUGUUGGGACAACCCGAGGCUGCAUAACAACAUGGUGUCGUACAUGUACACACAGCUUGGCAAAAACAACAUGUCCUCCUUGGUGCAAUCGCUGGUGACGGAAGACAACAAACCUACAAAGAGCUUGCGGGAACGAGUGCUGAGUUGUGUGCAGCAGAGCAAUGUGCGUGAGGCAGUGGAGCUGCUGGUGAGAGAGAGGCACAAGGCACGCAGUCAGCAGCGCCGGCCCAGUCUCUAUCGCGAUGUUCUCUUCCUGUCCUUGGCCACCCUUGGCAAGGAUGCUCUCAACCAGAAUUUGUUCUACCGCGACUAUGUCAAAAUUUACGAAGAACUGGCGGCCAAACGCUCUGCAUUGUUCAAGUGUGACAAGUACCCGUCAGUGCGUGCCAUGCUUUGCCGCAAGUACUUCAGAGACUUGGAGCUGAAGCCGUUCUCCUCCACUUGAUGCCGUGAACGUUCACAUCGACUGUAGAUGGCUGGCACACUGUGUUCGUGUCGUACACCAAGUGUAACGAAAGGGGUGUCGCUUCACUCUUCGGCUCUGCCAUGGUUUGAUGCCGGAGAGCUUACGAUCAAGCUAGUGCAGCGGAUUGUUGUUGACAUUGUGAAAGAACUGUUGCAUUUGUUUCCUUUAGCAGAUGUAGUCCACUUACAAGAGUGCUACGCCUUCUCGAGCGAUGUUAAAUAGCGUACAUCAAAUAAUUUACAAAAGCAAUGCGUCGUCUUAUUUAUACACUAAUGUGUGGUUUGAUGAUAUAGUUGACCCACAGUUGUUAAUUUUUUUUUUGUGCAUGGCAUUGUAUAGACAUAUACAACAGUUUUUAAGCGAAAGAAAAAAAAAACUCAUCAAAAUGUGCCACAAAAAGCUGAAACAAUGAUCCAGCUAGUUCAGAGUCAGGCCUUUAAAAAUGCACGCAGAAACUUUGUAGUUGUGAUUAAUGAGUGUGUAAUUGCUUUGUUGUCGGCGUGCUCCCUUCAGCUAGGUUUUUUUUACUAAUCAAGAUGUUGUUUUCAGUUGUGUAUACUAAUUCUGAAAGCAGUUGGCUAGGUUUUUCUCUUAGGCGCAGGCAUUCAUGUCAUGCUCACUCAUAAAAUUGCAGCAAAAGAAAGCUGGGGCCCUACUUAGUAACAAUUUUUUUUUAUUAAUCUUGUUUUGCCCUUCAGCAUCACUGGUGCAUAUGCCACCGUUAUUGCUUGCAUUGUCCCUUUGGCAUAAGAAAUGAUGAUGAUGAAAGAGCAGAACAGUAGGAAAAUAAUUGUUGCUAAUUACGGCCCCAUUCCACGUUUUGCUUGAAACAUGUCACGCUUACAUGACACAUUCUCAUUUCAUGUUAUGGGGCUGCACGUCAACAUCUUUUCAGCCAUUGGUGUUGGGCAGCUGCCAUAGAUGGUAGCAGCAACUCAUUGUGUGCAAUGCGCUCUUACCUGGGUGUUUUCUGUUUGUUUAACGUGAAUUUAAUAUGCACGCGUGCCAUUGUUGUUGUUGAACUGGCACACGUCUUCAUCCAACCACUGUUGAAAUCACUCUGCUCAUGUGUGCGCCAACCUGCACAUGCUAACCAUCAUGCCAGCACACCUGUGACUGCUUAGAAACUGCAGCUACACUUGUAUGAUAACACACUGUACACUACAUUGCAACUAUACAUGCAUAUAUUAUAUAUAUACAUAUAUAUUAUAUAUAUACUGAUAUGUUUUUUUAUGAAGUUUAGUAAAAGGGUUAUGGAAGA